This is a messenger RNA of Acanthisitta chloris (rifleman), 771 nucleotides long. RefSeq names its product tetraspanin 10 (gene TSPAN10). Gene Ontology annotation, cellular component: membrane. The record is from RefSeq and is a predicted model, not a curated record. NCBI's taxonomy places the organism in Eukaryota, Metazoa, Chordata, Aves, Passeriformes, Acanthisittidae. The transcript is spliced from 4 exons. The coding region runs from base 1 to 771 and encodes 256 amino acids.
AUGGCGCUGAGCAGAGGCUGCCUGGCCCAGCCCCACGGGGAGAGCACUCGGCUGCUGCCCCAGGCAUCCAAGCUGGUGGAGCUGCCCUACUCCUCCUCUGAGGAUGAUGAUGAUGGUGACUCCUUGGCCGGUGGCACAUCCCAGCAGCACCCCAGGGUGUGGUACCCUGUCCCCCCCAAACCAAGCCCCUUCAGCCAGUGUGUGCGCUACUUCGCCUUCCUCUGGAACCUCCUCUUCCUCCUGCUGGGACUGGUGGCCCUGGCCGUGGGGGUGUGGGGGCUGCUGGCCAAGGGCCCCCUGAGUGGGGGGACGUGGGGGACACCGCUGGGCUCAGAUCCGAUGCUGCUGUUCGUGCUGGCAGGGCUGGGGGCCAGUGCCUUGUCCCUGGCUGGUUGCCUCGGUGCCCUCCGUGCCAACCCCUGCCUGCUGCGCUUCUUCCUGGGUGCCCUGCUAGUCUUUGGGGGGCUGGAGGUGCUGGGAGGGCUCCUGUUGCUGCUGGCACGGCGGAGGCUCCGGGAUGCACUCCGGGAUGUGCUGCUGCUCUGCCUCCUGCGCUACCAGGAUGAUCCUGACCUGCAAUUCCUGGUGGAUGAGGUGCAGAGGAACCUCCAGUGCUGUGGGCUCGGAUCCUACCGUGACUGGGAGGCCAAUCCGUACUUCAACUGCAGUGCCCCAGGAGUGCAGGCCUGCAGUGUUCCCUCCUCCUGCUGCCUGGACCCGCUGGAAAAUGCCAACCACGACACCAAUUCCUGCACUUGUUUGGAGGUUUAA